Molecule: messenger RNA, 2802 nt
Organism: Phyllostomus discolor (pale spear-nosed bat)
Lineage: Eukaryota; Metazoa; Chordata; Mammalia; Chiroptera; Phyllostomidae
Gene: DNAJA4
Product: DnaJ heat shock protein family (Hsp40) member A4
Exons: 7
Coding region: 103-1296 (397 amino acids)
Biological process (GO): protein refolding; response to heat
Cellular component (GO): cytosol; cytoplasm
Molecular function (GO): ATP binding; Hsp70 protein binding
Source: RefSeq, a predicted model, not a curated record
CUUACGGGACGGGGACGGGCCGUGAGGUGACCGGGCCGGGCGGGCGGCGGGGCGCGGAGCGGCCUCCUGAGCGGCGUCGCCCGCCGGCGCCGCGGGGACAAGAUGGUGAAGGAGACGGAGUACUACGACAUCCUGGGGGUGAAGCCGAGCGCGGCGCCCGAGGAGAUCAAGAAGGCCUACCGGAAGCUGGCGCUCAAGUACCACCCGGACAAGAACCCGGACGAGGGCGAGAAGUUUAAGCUCAUAUCCCAGGCAUAUGAAGUGCUUUCAGACCCAAAGAAAAGGGAGAUCUAUGACCAGGGCGGCGAGCAGGCGAUCAAGGAGGGGGGCCUGGGCAGCCCCAACUUCUCGUCCCCCAUGGACAUCUUCGACAUGUUCUUCGGCGGCGGAGGGCGGAUGGCUAGAGAGAGAAGAGGCAAGAAUGUUGUACAUCAGUUGUCUGUAACUCUUGAAGAUUUAUAUAAUGGAGUCACAAAGAAAUUGGCCCUGCAGAAAAAUAUAAUUUGUGAGAAAUGUGAAGGUGUCGGCGGGAAGAAGGGCUCCGUGGAGAAGUGCCCGCUGUGCAAGGGCCGCGGGAUGCAGGUCCACAUCCAGCAGAUCGGGCCGGGCAUGGUGCAGCAGAUCCAGACCGUGUGCAUCGAGUGCAAGGGCCAGGGCGAGCGCAUCAACCCCAAGGACCGCUGCGAGGGCUGCGAGGGCGCCAAGGUGGUCCGGGAGAAGAAGAUCAUCGAGGUGCACGUGGACAAAGGCAUGAAGGACGGGCAGAAGAUAGUGUUCCACGGGGAGGGCGACCAGGAGCCCGAGCUGGAGCCCGGGGACGUCAUCAUCGUGCUGGACCAGAAGGACCACAGCGUCUUUCAGAGGCGAGGCCAUGACCUGAUUAUGAAAAUGAAGAUCCAGCUGUCCGAAGCGCUCUGCGGCUUCAAGAAGACGAUACAAACCCUGGACGAGCGCGUCCUCGUCAUCACGUCCAAGUCAGGGGAGGUGGUGAAGCACGGGGACCUGAAGUGCGUGCGCAACGAGGGGAUGCCCAUCUACAAAGCGCCCCUGGAGAAAGGCAGCCUGAUCAUCCAGUUCCUGGUGAUCUUUCCCGAAAAGCACUGGCUUCCUCCGGACAGGCUCUCUCAGCUGGAAGCUCUGCUGCCCCCCCGGCAGAAGGUGAGGGUCACGGAGGACAUGGACCAAGUGGAGCUGCAGGAGUUCGACCCCAACGACCAGAGCUGGCGCCAGCACCGGGAGGCCUACGAGGAGGACGACGACGGGCCCCGGGCCGGGGUGCAGUGCCAGACAGCCUGAGCCGCCCGAGCGCGCGGCGGGUGUAAAGCUGGCACAAUGAAAACGGCAUCGCUUUAACAGCCUGGUCGGGGUGUCCCGUGUAUGUGUUCAGCAUCUUCAAUGGCUGAGUGUCUCUUUGGGUUUUCUUUUGGUUGUAACCUGUUGUAACUUAAUUUAUAUUUAAAUGUUUUAAGUGUAAACCACCUCCAGUCUGCACACGGAAUCAGUUUAUUUCCACGUCCGGGGUCCUCGGCAGGCCAGGGGCCGCACUGACGCGGCGAGCUCGGCGAGGCUCCGCCUGCCUCUGCUCCCCCACAGCAGCAGAGUCCGGGCCGCAGCCCUUGGUCUGCGGCCCCCGCCCCGGGGCCCCGGCCCAUGCCUGGUCUGGUCUGGGUCUCUCUCCUUCCCUCCCACGCAGAGGAGGCACCCAGGGCUGACCUCCGCGCUGCGAACGGAAUGUUCGAGUCUGGCUUCCCGCCGACCCUCCUCCUCGCGAGCAGAAGUGCGUCUGUGGACUGGCCCUGGCUGCAGCGCCCGUCCACGCGGACUGGGCCGCGGCCGCCGGGGCUCCCGGCGCUCUGUGCCCGAGUGAACGGAGUGGAGUAUCAGUGUGUCUGGUCACCUCUCCUGGAGGCUUCCUGAACCCUCCAGGCCUCCUCCUGCUGCUGAGGACAAACCAGUGUUGUGACACACGGGUGUAACUGUUCGCCUGUGCCUCCUGCACCAACUGCACCUCGUUCUUGGUGGUUUUGAUGAUUUUCUGUCGACUAACAUUGGCAUGCUUGAUGCUCCCACCAAAGUGCUUCCUCGUGAAGAGAAUGAAACCUUCUGUGUCCCCAGCAGCCUCGGUGCAGCCACGAAGGAUGCGGGUGGUCUGCCCCUGGCACUUCCUGCACAGCUGGGGUCUGUGGGGGCACCCGACGCCAGUGUUCCACCCCACCCGCCCGCCCAGACUCGGCGCCUCCCGCCACACAGCCACAGACGGGCGCCCUGCUCAGGACGGGUUCUUUCGCUCCCGGCAGGCGGCCCCAGUUUAAUUGGGGGGUUACCUCGACUCUGAGCCGUUACUCCCCUCCUUCCCACAACAGUCACGGAGAAAAACUACCUUCUAAGCUGCUGGGCUAAAGCAGAGGCCACUCGUCACCUGCACCGCUAGGUCACACAGCACCUACAAGUGUGGCGCAGCCAGGGGCCCCCCCAGGAGCGACGGUUUGCUCGACGUGGGUGUGGGAGAGCCCACGGUGCCACUGUGAUCACCGGUCAGGACAGACAGAAACCCGUGCUUCCGACGGAGCCCGCGUGGAAAUCUGUGUACAGACGGACGGACCGCACCGGCCGGGCGUCCCGUCCCUGUGCUGGGACUUCCUCAUAAACAAUCGCCGGAGAGCGGUUUAGUGGGCGGCGGGCCAAGCUGCAUUCGGCUCCUUCCUUCUCAUGUGAGUGGAAUCUGGAGGGUGUUGCUUAAAAUGUAUCCCACCUGUACAUUUGUCACUUUAAAAUUAAAGUUGAGCUGGUAUGAGAGACAAA